AUUUGAGAGCAUUACAAUUUUAGAAAAUCGUCAACUUUUUAGAAAAUCGUCAACGUUGGUUAUUUUCUCGAAGUGGUUAAAUUUCAAAUUCAUGAGGGAAAUUACUAUGCAUGUGAAUUCAGGAGUACUGAAUGACAGAAUAUCAUGGUUAACAUUAUCCUCUGUGGCAGUCCUGGGUCGAGAAAGUCGGAUAUUGCUCGAGGACUUAUAUCAAAGUAUAAGAAUAGAUUUCAAGACCACAAAUUGAUAGACAACAUCGCUGCCAAAGAGCUUCUUCUCAAUGGUAUUCAUGGACGGAAAGAUUACAACAAAGAUGACAGAAGGUUCAUAUCAGUUCAGGAACAGAUUGUGGAACGUGCUUGCAUCAAGGAAAAGAAGGUGGUGGAAAACAAUAAAGAAUUCAUCACAGCUAACAGCAUCAUUGAUGGGCUAGUGUUGUUGACGGCAUGUUUAGAAACUUACACCGUCGUUGAAACGUUACUUGCAAAGCCUAAUGUUCAAACAACGGUUGAAAGGUAUAGAAACUCAUUGGUGGUACUUUUAAAUCCUGUGAAAUGGCAGUAUGACGACGGUAUUUGUUUGCGAUUAAAGAAAGACGACUGGCUGGUAGUCAAGGGCAUAUACGUUGAAUUGUUUCUGAAGCAGGGAAUUCCCUUUAUAGAUUUGAGGGAAGAGAGUCUAGAUGAAAUAUUGUCUGAAAUCAGAAAGGCGUCUUCUGGUGAAAUACGGAUUGAUUCAGAUAUUGGAAGGUUAUACCAAGAAAAUACAUUGCAAACGGACAGACCUCGAAGACAGGCAUCCAGAAACUUUGAUGAUAACUUGACGAUCCAAAAUAACUUUUCAUUUUUCCUGAGAGUUGACACGCAUAAUAUGCAUAUUAACAUUCCAACAAUCAAACUGAAUGACUGUGAAUACAAACAAGAUUGGACCAAAUUUCCAGUCGAUCAAACAAACAGAUUCAUAUCUCGAUUUAGCCACGAACGAUUGAUUUGUUUGCAUUUUGACAUAAAGGUUAAAUCGAAAACGGCACAGGAACUUUUGAUUAAAGGAGUUAAAGUAAAUGGACAGAAUUACGAGUUUCUUGGAUGCAGUGCGAGUGGUAUUAAAGAGCGGAAAUGCUAUAUGUGGAAAGGGACUCAAUUCGAAGUUAAAGAUAUUCUGAAACAGUGUGGAGAUUUUAACGAAAUUAAAACUGUUUCUAAGUAUUUAGCGCGUAUAAGUCUUUUGUUUUCCACGGUUCAGUUUACAUCUAUCGAAAUCAAUGAUCAUCGUAUAAUAAUGGACAGAGAUAUUGAGCAUGCUGGUUAUGUCUUCUCAGACGGAUGUGGAUCGAUUGGUAGAACGCUAGCCAAAGAGCUUGUGACACAGCUUAGAGAUAAGCCAUUGGACUCAAACUAUGUUCCAAGUGUUUUCCAGGUCAGAUUUCAAGGUUACAAAGGGGUUCUGGCCAUCGAUCCUUCCAUAGACGCUGACUCAAUUUUAGUGCGCCCUUCAAUGAAGAAAUUUGACACUAAUAUGUUUCCAAAAUUGGGUGUUUGUGGAUUUUCAAAACCAUACACUUUUGGACACCUAAACAAGCAAUUCAUUCAACUGUUGUCGUCUUUGGGUGUUCCUGAUUGUGUAUUUGAAUCGAAACAACGUGAAUAUCUUGAUGAUUUGAAAAAUAUAUUUUACGACCCCGAAAAGGCGAUACGCAUUCUGCAGUGGCAAAACAUGUUUGAAAUAGCACAGGAGAUAUUACAAGCGAAUGGUAAUCAAAGUGUCUGGGAACAAGCAAAUGUAACGAAAACUCUCAGAAACCUGCAAACACGACUUCUGACUAAAGUUGAAAAGUUGAAUAUAAUUGUACCAGAAUCCAGAAACCUAUAUGGCGUUUGCGACCAGUCAGGAACACUUGCCUACGGACAAUGUUUCCUUCGAGUAACAAUAGGUGGUAAACCUGUGACAAUAUCCGGCCAAGUUGUUGUUUGUAAAAAUCCGUGUUACUUACGGGGUGAUGUUAGGGUGUUAACAGCAGUCAGUUACCUUAAUUCGCAAAUUUCGGCGGCGAGAAAUCUGGACCAUCUAGUUGAUUGCAUUGUAUUUCCAACGGAAGGUAUACGCCCUCAUGCAGACGAAAUCGCUGGUUCAGAUCUUGACGGCGAUCAGUUCUUCGUGGCAUGGGACCCGGAAAUUAUUCCUGAGGAAGUUAGGCCACCGUAUGAUUAUCCAUCUGUUGAAAGGCGGCCUGAAGGAACUAUUACACCUGAAAAGAUCUACAGUUACUUUACCAAGCAAAAUGAGGUCCAAAAAAUGAUGGGACGAGUUGAUAAACUGUUUAACAUGUGGGCCGACAGAAAUGGCGUUGGUUCAGUUGAAUGCGAACGCUUGGGACAGUUGUUCUCAAGAGUUGUCGAUGCAAGUAAAACAGGCGAUUUAGUUGAAAUACCAAAAGCGCUGUGCACAGUGGAACCAGUGUCAGAAAUAGAUGCUGCGAAGACUUACGUCUGGGUAAGGAUGAAACUAUCUGCAUCUGCGCUAAAGGACGAGUUCAAAUCACGGACAAUUACAGAGCCCAAUCUAAAUAUGGAAAACAUUUCGGAUGAAUUUAUAUACGACAUGGCGUAUCAAGCUCAAGGAAAUAUUACCGAAUGCGACAAAUUUACCUUUUUGUUUAGGUAUUUAACUUCAACGACACAAUUACCCGAUGAGAUUAUUGAAUGCUUUUUAGAUUUGUACGGAAAUUCCAUUAAUUUUUCACUAUUCACUACCGCUGAGAAACAAAUAGCUAUUGAGUCGGGAAUACCAGUGCAAAUUGUUAUGAACGCCCUUAACCGAUCUUGUAUUUUACGUCAUGAAGAAUUAAAGUUCUUUGAAAUGGAUCGUCCGUCCAAUGCUUGGCAUUUCAUAGCUUAUUUAGACGCUGUUGAUUUUCGAUGGGAAUAUAUUAAAUACACGCUUACAACAAACGAAAAAUCACUUAUUGUAUUUCGUUUACAAGAUGAUGUCAUCUUCGAACUUCAAGUGAUUGGUAAAUUGGUGGAGAACAAAGAACCGGAGAAACUGAAUGGGGGAAACAUAUCCGCAGUGUUGUACUCAAGACAUUUCGGUUACAAGCGAAAAUACAUUUUGGGAAAUGAAUACUGGUUGGAUUUUUCCGGCCACACGUUGCAACUGUACCGGGAUCAAGAUCGAACAAAAACGUUUAUUUGGCUACAGGGCGUUACUAACUUGUUUGUGAGCGAAGAUGAACGUACGCUCAAUAAUAAGUCAUCGCCUUCACAUCCCACCAGUAGAAGUCGUGCACAAAUUCAAAACAAGGUACGCAACGCCAUAAGUGUUGAUCUACAACGGUUUGACAGACGAAUAUUCAAUUCAGCCAGAAAACAUCCCAAGGUUAACAAAAUGGAAUGGGUUGAAAUAGAAAUAUACGCUCAAACCGAAGCGAACGAGUGUCCGUAUUUGGAUGUUUAUCAAGUAAAUGAUCUGCUUCCUGUCAAAGAAGAAGACGAACCUGAGACCAUGUCGGCUCGUGAAGAUGACGAUACAAUUUAUCUUUUAUUUAAAGAACAUAUGCAUGCAGGCGAGGAUUGCACUUCGGAAAAUAUGUUCGUUCGACUUUCAGAAGCUGCUUCAAAGGGCGAUUUCUUUUGUUUUCUUGAAACAUUGAAAGCUGCCCCGAAGUACCAAUCCUCUGAAGUGGUACAUGCUUUCAGUAGUCUGCUACAAAACGUGCUGCAGAUCAUAGCUCCAGUAACUUUGACUGAGGAUUUCAGUGUGUGUUUGGCCGAAAUUUUUGAUCACAUAAAGGACAUACUAUUUCUGAAUGAACCACACGUAGUGCUGAUUAUAUUUGCAAGUUUAUGUCGCUUGGGUUUUGACCCCAAAGUUAUGGUGUCCGUCUUUGAUUGUUGCAUCAGUCCUUGUACGUUACAGGACUUCUUAACUGUUGUUGAGAAAUGGGAAUGCUUUUACUUUUUAGAUCAUCAGCUCUCGGUUGCUUUUCUUGAACACCUGGUGCUGUGCAUUAAUAUGGAUUGUGAAAAUAAAGUCAGUUUUGAGCGUGACGUGCAUGAUUAUAUCGUUCGAUUUGGUCAAUUGCAUGUUAUUCAUUUGCUUGGGGAGAUUCAUGCAUGUAGAGAGCUGUUUAAAGAAGAAGAUUCAUCGUCCAAUCAAAGUUGCAUACGGAAUUUAAAAUUUGACCGAACGGCUGAUUCAGAGGAUGGAGUCCUUUCAAUGUACCGAACGGGCGCGUUAGAUUCAACAACUCGUAUAACAAGAGGGCAGUUUGUUGCCAUCAUGCGACAAUCGUACGAUAAAGACCCUGAAAAAAGACGAGUGUGCUGCUUAGCGCAGGUCAUUAGUAUUUGUGUUGCACCUUUAACACUUACUCUGAAAAUCGAAGGGAGUAUACCUCACGUUGUCACUCGGUCCAUGCAAAAUAAUGAAGUGCGUUUCUGGCGGGUUGAGCUCAUUGGAAACAUUGUCACAUAUUUACGCGUUGUGACGUCUAUGAAAAGUCUUAUCGGAGGCAGUGAUUCCCUACCCGAGGUCUUUAAGUGUAUAACAAGUCCAGCAGGCUUUGAGACGACUCCAAGCAUAGCGGGUGUUCCGAUAAGUGCUCCGAUAGAGUUUGCGGUAGAUGUAAGACAAAUAUUACCAUCAGGUCACGAAACAACUAUAUAUUCCCGAACUCCAAGUACACCUAGUGUUUCUAUAGAAACUGAAUUGAAUGUUAGUCAGACAUAUGCCGUAAAUCAGGCUUUAUUGAAUCCAGUAACCCUUAUCCAAGGUCCGCCGGGGACUGGAAAGACUAAAGUCGCAUGUCACAUUGUUAAAGAAGUCUUAAAGAAAGGAGGAAUAAAACCGAUUCUUGUUGUGGCUGAAACCAAUGUUGCCGUUGAUAACAUAACACGGCGAUUACAAAACGAAGUUUUUCUUGUUCGGAUAGGACCUGCGGAGGGCAUAUCAUGUGAUCUGUAUGACCUUUCAUUAGAAGGACAGGUUAAACGUAUUGCUGAACGCGAAGCGAAGAAAGAUGUCAUUCGGGAUGCAGAAGGAUUAUUUCAUAGAAAUACUAGACUUAUCAAUUUAGUUUUGUCUAAAGCUGAUGUUAUACUCACCACAUGUGCAGGCGCUGGGGACAAGUGUCUUGAGAAUAUGAAUUUCUCGUUCGUAUUAGUAGACGAAGCAACGCAAACACUCGAAACAACAAUUCUUUGUUGCUUAUCUCGAGGUAUGAAACAAAUGGUAAUGAUUGGUGAUCCUGUUCAACUUGGUCCGACUAUAGUUGGUACUGGAUAUUACUCAAGUCCCAACCUAUAUACUUUGAAUGACUUGAAACGCACCUUGUUCCAUAGGCUUUAUGAAUGUCGUUUAGCUCCAAUCUGUUUCUUGGAUACGCAGUACCGUAUGCACUCUGAAAUAGCACGAUUUCCUGCGUCGGAGUUUUACGGCAACAAACUUAAAACACCCGAAACUGUAAAUAAGCGAACGGCAAUAGUUUUCCAAUGGCCCAAAUCUAACACACCUCUGUGCUUUGUAAAUGUUAAUGGAAUUGAGAAACGAAGUGGAACAUCGUAUUGCAACAUGGCGGAAGCACAAACUGUGUCAACAAUUGUCGACAUGUUUUUGAAUGACGUUGAUGAAGAAAAGGAUAGGGAAAAGAGAAUCGGUAUUGAACAAAUUGGUGUAAUAACACUUUAUAGGGGACAAGUAGUGGCUUUGAAAAAUGCUGUUAGGAAAGGCGUGAUGAUAAGUACCGUCGACGGGUUCCAAGGCCAAGAGAAGGAUCUAAUCGUCGUAAGUACGGUUCUGAAUAAUGACAAUGGACAUAUUGGGUUUGCUGGAGACCCAAACCGGAUUAACGUUUUGCUGACAAGGGCAAAGCGUGCACUUGUCAUUGUGGGUAGUAAGAAAACACUAAACAAUUCUGCGCUUUGGUCUAAGUGGAUUGACCAAGCACCCGUUUUUUAUUUGAAAGCCUGUUAGUAGGAAACCAAUUUGACUUGUUUUUACAACUGCAUAAUUACAGAAAUUCAAGAACUAUAGAAAAUGAUAUAAAUAAUUUAAUGGUGUUAUGUAGUUUUUCGUAGUGCUAUUUCCAUGGGUUAGUGUUGUCGUUUUAUACGUGCCGUUUUCAAAUGAAUUGUAAAUAGAUAGUUUUAUAUAUAUGUUUUUUGCACUCUUAAUCAUUGUUAUGUAUAAUCUUUAUUUACGAGGCAAUUUCCCGUGUACAAUCUAUAAAAAUGAUUAUUGAUGUAGUGUACAUGCGCGCGCUGAUACUUUCUCAGUAUGUGUGAUGUGAAUAUGUAUUAUCCACUAGCUUCAUGACUAUGUACUCCAGGUCAUUUAUUAGCAAGUAUUUAAAGUCUUCAUAAACGACUGAUUUGUUCAGUAAAUGUUAUAAAUUAAAUUUCCUCAAUUUGUUGCGCAUAUUCGAAUAUCAUUAAAAUGUUAUUUUUGAUCUUUAUACGGUGAUUAACGUAUAAUGUGUUAUGUUUGCUAAAUAAUGGAUGGUCAUUAUUCGUGUAAUUGUACUCACAGAACAGAAUACUUACCUUUUCAAUAUGGAAAUUAUGUUUAUAGAAUGUAUUUUUUUGUGUUCGGAAAUUGAGGAAAUUGUAUGGAUUAAAAGUAUUUUUUGUUUAUUUUUACAGGAAUAUGUUAAAAACUUAAACGUGAUGUUUCGGCAUCAAGGAAGUGUUACGGGAAGGAAUAUUAUUAUUAUUACUAUUAUUAUUAUUAUUAUUAUUAUUAUAUUAUUAUUAUUAUUAUUAUUAUUAUUAUUAUGAAUGUUCAAUAUUUAAUUUCUAAAUUGUACAAGUUAGCUAGGUGCAUGUUUUAUUGUUGUGAAGUGUUGAUUAUAUCUUCAGAAUAUAUAUUCGUUUAUAUAUGGAUAAACUAUGGUAUAUGAUUGUUAUGAUUUCUUUUAACAGUGACGUUAAAUUAUUAAAAGCACAGAGAGUUUAACAAUCUUACGCACAUGCUCGAAUGAAUUUCGGAACGUUUAUAAUUCUUAUCCUAAAUUUUCUUAUCGAUUUAUAUAACAUUUUUUUUUAUUAACAAACAAAAAUGUGUGAAGUUUAAUUGAUAUAAUUAAUAUACAUGAAAUAAACACCGUCCUGAUUAAUUGAAUUACUCUUGUUAAUGGUCUCGAUUACAAGAGUUGUAUUUUUUAUAUUUGCAUCAAUAUUUAGUUUUCGUGUAACAGAUGUUGGUAUUCUAUUUAUGUGUAUUAUGUAAAUGUUGUCUAUAUAAUAAUACGUGGCCCAGUUGCUAUUAUUUACGUAAUAUGUUGAUAAAGAUACCGUACAUAUAUCGUGCAUAUGUUAAUAUCUGGUCUAGGUCUGUCAAAUACAGUGUAAACCUUACAUUUACAGCAAACAUAUGUGUAAUCAACAGAAUACCAGUGAUAUUGAGCUAAACUACAUAUACGUCAUUAUGCUUUACCUUAUACCUAUUAAACUUGAUAAUUAUUGAUAGAUCGUCGGCUCAACCCCCUUGACCAAUGAAUUUCCAGUCUUAAGUCCCAAUAUUGCUUUUCGACGUUUACAAUAUGAUUUUAAAGUGUGUUAAUUAAAUUGAUGCCUUAAAGCUACUCUUAAAAUUGUCAGAUACUAAAUAUAAAUGCAUUUAGCAGAAAAAUUGUUUCAGAUCUUUGAAAAGUUAUGUUAAUUAAUUUAACAUUGAAGAUGAUUUAUCAAAUUUAAUGAUUGUGUUUGGUGUUGAUGAAAACUGACUGUUCGCGAUCAAAUUUAAUGAUUUUGUUUGAUUUUGAUGAAAACUGACUGUUCGCGUAAAUUUUGACGCACUGACAAAAUAUUGAUAUAUUUUAUGAUUUGUAUAACUUCGAUAGUUUUUCAUUUAAAUUAAUAAGUGUAAGACGGUUUUUAACAUAGUGCUUGUUUCAAUGACAAAAUGUAUAAAUGUAUUAUAUUUACGUAGUAACUUUGUGUUGUUGUUGUAUUUUCAUGAGCUGUUGUGUAUAAAAACAUUUAUAAAAACA
Dreissena polymorpha is the source of this 7987-nucleotide messenger RNA. RefSeq lists its product as uncharacterized. Gene Ontology annotation, biological process: siRNA processing. NCBI's taxonomy places the organism in Eukaryota, Metazoa, Mollusca, Bivalvia, Myida, Dreissenidae. Gene Ontology annotation, cellular component: nuclear RNA-directed RNA polymerase complex. The coding region runs from base 145 to 5970 and encodes 1941 amino acids. The record is from RefSeq and is a predicted model, not a curated record. The transcript has 2 exons. Gene Ontology annotation, molecular function: RNA-directed RNA polymerase activity; helicase activity.